Molecule: messenger RNA, 3548 nt
Organism: Otolemur garnettii (small-eared galago)
Lineage: Eukaryota; Metazoa; Chordata; Mammalia; Primates; Galagidae
Product: schlafen family member 13-like
Exons: 6
Coding region: 450-3158 (902 amino acids)
Biological process (GO): defense response to virus
Molecular function (GO): tRNA binding
Source: RefSeq, a predicted model, not a curated record
AAUCCGUGGGGGUGGCGCGAACCGCUAGGAUAUAAGGACAGGACCCUGGAGCUUCCAAGGACACGCGAAGAGGAUCUGAACUUGCUGGAGCGUGAAAGGGUAAGAGAGGGUCUUAGAUCUUUUUUCCUGAUCCGAAGAAUUCCCGCUUCUCCUCAGGCCCGUCCCACCUACCCAACACUUGGCGGGAGGAGGAGGACACCAGAGCCAUCACGACCCAAGGCGACAUCUGUGCUUGUCUCUUCUUCCUGGGAGCCCCAGCUGGUUGCUCAGGAAGUUCCCUAAAGGUCCUUCAGGACUGAUUUUGGUGGAAGGAGACAUCAGGGAGUGGUAAUUCACUGUGUUGGUGGGAACUCUGGUUACAUUCAAAGGUUUAAGAAAGUUAUCCUGUAAAUCCAACAGAAUCAGCAGCUUUUGUUUUAAAAAUUCUUUGUUUCUUCUGUAGGAUCACUAUGAAGAUGAGUCACCGCUCCCUGGUGGUGGAAUUAUCUUGCCCAGACUUGGUCAUCAAUGUAGGAAAAGUGACUCUUGGAGACCAAAGCAGAAAUGAGCUGCAGGAAACUCAGAGAGACCACGAGAAGGCAAAAGUUAUACAGGCUGCGUGUGCUCUAUUAAACUCAGGAGGAGGAGUGAUUCGGCUGGAAAUGGCAAAUGAGGAUGAGUAUCCUAUGAAGAUGGGAAAAGAUUUAGCAUGCUCAUUGAGAGAGCUCAUUCAGUCUUCGUAUUUUCCGGCAUUUUUUGAGUUCAAGCAACAAGGUAGAAGUUUCUACAUCUUUGUCAAAUCUUGGAGCAAUGAUGCUCUUGCUGAAGAUAGUUCUGUCAAACCCCACAUCUGCAGCCUGAAUUCUUCACUGUACUCUACAUCUUGCUCCUACGUGCUUCCCAUGGAUUCAAGAGAGGCAUUACAAUUCCUAAAGAAGAAGAAAAACGAUGCAAAACAUAGUCUGAUUAGUGAAACAGAAACAUCUCCACUUAGUGGAAUUUCCAAAGCUGACCACCACAACACCUCUGAAUCAAAUCCUGCCUACAAAGUUUUCCAAAUGAAGAGUCUAAAACAUGGUGACAUUCUGCCUUUUUCUCAGUCUCAGUCCAUAGAGUUUGAACAAUUCAACACAACAGACAUUGAACAACAUAUAAUAAACUUAAUUCCACGAUAUGUCUCUGCAUUUGCAAACACUGGAGGAGGCUACCUCUUUAUUGGAGUGGAUGAAAAUAGUAGGAAAGUCCUGGGAUGUUCAAAAGAAAAGGUUGACCUCAAGUCUUUGGAAAGUGUAAUAGAAGGAGCAAUUUCCAAUUUGCCUCUUGUCCACUUUUGCUCUUCCCAACCAAAGAUGGAGUACAGCACCAGAAUCAUCAAUGUGUUUAAAAGAGAAGAGUUAUAUGGUUAUCUCUGUGUGAUUAAAGUGGAGCCAUUCUGUUGUGUGGUGUUCUCAGAAGAUCCCAAAUCAUGGAUGGUGAAUGAGAAGAAUGUCUGCAGGCUGACAGCAGGGAAAUGGGUUGACAUGUUGACAGAUACAGACCCAGAGUUAAUUUCAGAGUUGGCCGAGGCUUUUGAAUCUCAGCUGAGUCUGUCCCACAGACCUCCACUUUGCAGACCAGUGUAUUCUAAGAAAGGUCUGGAACAUAAAGCAGAUCUCCAACAACGUUUGUUUCCAGUGCCAUCGGAUCAUUUGAGAUACACUCCCGAAUCCCUCUGGCAGGAGCUGGUCUCAGAGCAUGAAGGACUGGAGGAGUUAAUACACAGGCAGAUGCGUCCUUUCUCCCAGGGAAUUUUGAUCUUCUCCAGAAGCUGGGCUGUCGACCUGAACUUGCAAGAGAAGGAGGGAGUCCUCUGUGAUGCUCUGCUGAUAGCACAGAACAGCCCCCCCAUUCUCUAUACUAUUCUCGGGGAGCAGGAGGCAGGGGGGCAGGACUACUGCAACUCCACAGCCUUUACCUUGAAGCAGAAGCUGGUGAACCUGGGGGGCUACACUGGGAAGCUGUGUGUCAUGGCCAAGGUCCUCCACCUGAGUGCUGAGAGCAACACAGAGAGCAUGGAGGGUGCAGUUUGUCUGAUAAGUUACCCCAGGUCCUACACCCUUGUGGACACCCAGCAAGCAGAAGCCUUGCUGCAGGCCCUGGUGAUCGUCCUCCUCAGCUUCAGGUCCCUCCUGAGUGACCAGCUCGGUUGUGAGGUUUUAGAUCUACUCACAGCCCAACAGUAUGCCCUGUUCUCUAAAAACCUGCGCAAGAACAGAGAAUUGUUUGUCCAUGGCUUGCCCGGCUCAGGGAAGACAAUCAUGGCCAUGAAGAUCAUGGAGAAGAUCAGGAAUGUGUUUCACUGUGGGACAGAUAGAAUUCUCUACAUUUGCGAGAACCAGCCUCUGAGGAACUUUAUCAGUAACAAAAACAUCUGCGAGGCAGUGACCCGGAAAACUUUCAUGAAAAAGGACUUCAAACAUAUUCAGCACAUCAUCGUUGAUGAAGCUCAGAAUUUCCGCAAAGAAGAUGGGGACUGGUAUGAGAAGGCACGAACCAUCACUCAGAGGACGAAUGUUUGCCCAGGAAUUCUCUGGAUCUUUCUGGACUACUUUCAAACCUGCCACUUGGAUGAGAGUGGCCUCCCCCCUCUCUCGGAGCAGAAUUCAAAAGAAGAGCUCACCAGAGUGGUCCGCAAUGCAGAGCCAAUUGUCAACUUCCUACUAGAAGAAAUGCAAGCAAUUAGAAAUAGCCCUCCAGAUAACAUCCCUUCUGAGUACCUGAGGAUGCUUCUUGAAGCUGAAUGGGCUCGCGGUAUUCAGGGAUACUUAAAAAUUGAGGAAGACUUAACUCGUGAGAAAAUAGUGACCUACGUGGCAAACACCUGCAAGGCCCUGUUUGCAAAAGGCUAUUCUGAGAAAGACGUUGCUGUGCUUGUAAGCACCAGCAGAGAAGUGGAGCGUUACAAGCAUGAGCUCCUAAGAGCAAUGAGGAAGAAAAGGAUUUUGCAGCUCAGUGAUGCAUGUGAUGCAUCUGGUGAUCACAUCGUGUUGGACAGCGUCCGGAGAUUCUCAGGCCUGGAAAGGAACAUAGUAUUUGGUAUCCAUCCGAGUACACCUGAGACAGCUAUCUCCCACAAUUUUCUAGUCUGUCUGGCUUCAAGGGCAAAGCAACAUCUAUAUAUUCUGUGGCGUAGUGUCUGAUAGGAAGAAUUCCAAACGAAAAUGAGAUGCAAUUGCUGUGUCAGUGUCUGUGGGUGAAAGGCUGCUUGUUGUUGGCAGGAACUGCCUUUCAGUUCAUAAGCCUCCUGAGAUUUGGACAAUGAACUUGAAAUUCCUCCUCCUCCCUUGCUCUCCUUUCGGGGGUUCCUCUCUUGGUUCUUUCCAGCAGCGGUGGUUGCCCCGUAUUCUGUCCCCUGAAUCUUCCAGCCAGAAGGAUGGUGGUUUUCUAUCAAAGCUUUUGCCCCCAUGCACAAUACACUUCUGUACCUAAAGGGAAGAGGCCAGGGAGACUGCUAAACAUCCCAUAUUGUACAGGAUAACCGCACAACAAAGAAUUUUCCACCCCCAAAUCUUUUUUUCUUCCUUUCUUUC